UUAGAAUCCGAAAAUCCUUUUGUUAGUGAAUGUGACAUCAUUGGUGAGAGAAAGAGCUGUUCGUAUUUGUCAUUUGCCUUGUUCGUUUGGUAUAAGUAGUAGAGUUUGCCUAGUUUCAGCUUGAACAACAUCUGACAAAUGGGGGAGGUGACAGAAACAAGAAAAGAUAGCCUGGUUUUUGCUGUUAAUGGGCAGAGGUUUGAACUCUCCAACGUCGACCCUUGUACUACUUUGAUUGAAUUCCUCCGUUAUCAGACUCCUUUCAAAAGUGUGAAGCUCAGCUGCGGCGAAGGAGGCUGUGGCGCCUGCGUUGUCCUGCUGUCCAAGUACGAUCCAGUGCUAGACCAGGUUGAGGAUUUUACUGUGAGUUCGUGCCUCACACUUCUUUGCAGUGUUAAUGGAUGUUCAAUCACAACAGUUGAGGGAGUUGGAAAUAGCAAGGAUGGUUUCCACGCUAUUCAAGAAAGGCUUGCUGGUUUCCAUGCUUCUCAAUGUGGCUUUUGUACCCCGGGAAUGUGUGUUUCUCUCUUUUCAGCUCUUGUCAGUGCUGAUAAGACCAAUAGGCCAGAACCCCGCCAUGGAUUCUCCAAGCUGACAGUUGCUGAAGCAGAAAAGGCCAUUUCAGGAAACCUUUGUCGCUGUACCGGUUACCGACCUAUUGCUGAUGCUUGUAAAAGUUUUGCUGCUGAUGUUGAUAUGGAGGACUUGGGUUUUAACUCCUUUUGGAAAAAAGGAGAGAGUGACGAAGUAAAGCUGAGGAGGUUACCUUCAUACAAUCAUACUAAUGCAAGUUCUAAGUUUCCUGAAUUUCUCAAGAAGGAACUCAAGGCAGGUGCCACUCUGGUUUCAGAAGGAUACCGUUGGUAUAGUCCUGUUAGUCUUGAGCAGCUUCAAAGCUUAUUGCAAAUGAAUGAGGACAAUGAUGGAACUUCAAUCAAGAUUGUUAUUGGUAACACAGGAACGGGUUAUUAUAAGGAAUUAUUAGGCUAUGAAAGAUACAUCGAUUUAAAAUAUAUUCCUGAGCUAUUGAUCAUCAGGAAAGACCAGAUUGGGAUUGAAAUUGGAGCAGCAGUGACGAUUUCUAAAGCUAUCAAAGCACUAACGGAAGAAAAUGAAUAUGAAUUUCACCAAGGUAAAAUCGUGUUCAAAAAAAUUGCUGAUCAUAUGGAAAAGAUUGCUUCAGCUUUCAUAAGGAAUUCAGGUAGCGUAGGAGGGAAUUUGGUAAUGGCCCAGAGGAAACAAUUUCCAUCAGAUCUUGCUACAAUACUACUUUCUGUGGGUACAUGGGUGAAUAUAAUGACUGGUCAGAAAGUGGAACAGCUUUCACUAGAGGAGUUCCUGGAAAUGCCUCCUUUGCAUUCCAAAAGUGUUCUUUUAAGUAUUAGACUCCCUUGCAGGGAGUCUACUAAGGAUAUUUCUUCUGCAACUGAUACUAAGUUGGUAUUUGAAACUUAUCGAGCUGCACCACGUCCUCUGGGAAAUGCACUGCCCUAUUUAAAUGCUGCUUUCUUGGCUGAGGUUUCUCUUUGUAGUAACUCUACUGGAGUUACACUAAAUAACUGCCAGCUGGCUUUUGGUGCUUUUGGGACCAAACACUCAAUUAGAGCAAGAAAGAUUGAGGAGUUCUUAACUGGCAAAUUGCUAACUGUCAGUGUUCUGUAUGAGGCUAUUAAAUUACUUGAAACUACUAUAAUACCUGAAGAUGGGACCUUGAAUCCUGCUUACAGGUCAAGCUUGGCUGUUGGCUUCCUUUUCGAGUUCCUAAGCCCGUUGGUUGACACCCCUGCAAAAAUUUCCAGUUGUUGGCUCGAUGGAUACAAUAGCCCCGAGUGGUUCAUGGAUUCCAAAAUAAAACAGAAUAAUGAUCAGCUUGGAGAAAUCAAACUACCAACAUUGUUAUCAUCAGGAAGGCAAGUGAUUCAUUCAAGUAAAGAGUAUCAUCCAGUUGGAGAACCAAUUCCAAAAACUGGAGCUGCCAUUCAAGCUUCUGGUGAGGCUGUUUACGUGGAUGACAUACCAUCUCCAAGUAAUUGUCUCCAUGGAGCAUUCAUUUAUAGCACAGAGCCUCUGGCACGGGUAAAGGGCAUAAGCUUUAAGGCUGGACUGUCACGUGAUGGAGUCACCGCACUUAUUUCUGUCAAAGACAUCCCUGGGGAAAAUGUAGGUUUCACGAGCAUAUUGGGUGACGAACCUUUAUAUGCAGAUGAGGUUACUCAGUGUGCUGGAGAUCGCAUUGCCUUUGUGGUUGCAGAUACACAGAAACAAGCAGACUUGGCAGCAAGCCUUGCAGUUGUUGAUUAUGACAAAGAGAAUCUAGAACCACCAAUAUUAUCAGUAGAAGAGGCUGUUGCGAGGUGUAGCUUCUUUGAGGUUCCUCCUUUCCUUUGUCCCGAACAGGUUGGUGAUUUCUCAAAAGGAAUGGCUGAAGCUGAUCACCAAAUUCUCUCUGCUGAGCUCAAACUUGGGUCACAAUACUAUUUCUACAUGGAGACACAAACUGCUCUUGCUGUGCCAGAUGAAGACAACUGUAUUAUAGUGUACAGUUCUAAUCAAUGCCCUGAGUUCGCACAUGAUACAAUAGCUAAAUGCCUUGGUCUUCCUGCACAUAAUGUUCGUGUGAUUACGAGAAGAGUUGGAGGAGGCUUUGGUGGCAAGGCCAUAAAAUCAAUACCUGUUGCCACAGCAUGCGCACUUGCUGCUUACAAAUUAAAGCGUCCAGUGAGGAUAUAUCUCAAUCGCAAGACUGAUAUGAUAAUGGCAGGAGGCAGGCAUCCGAUGAAAAUAACUUACACUGUAGGGUUCAAAAGUAAUGGGAAGAUUACGGCCCUAAAACUUGAUAUACUAAUAGACGCAGGGAUAUACUCAGAUGUCAGUGUAAUUAUGCCUCAACAUAUGCUUGGAACACUUAGAAAGUAUGACUGGGGUGCUUUGUCUUUUGAUAUAAAAGUAUGCAAAACGAACCUUCCAAGUAGAUCAGCAAUGAGAGCCCCCGGGGAAGUACAGGCAUCAUUUAUUACUGAGGCUAUAAUUGAACAUGUAGCAUCCACCCUUUCCAUUGAAGUGGAUUCUGUCAGAAAUAUUAAUCUCCACACAUACAACAGCCUUGACUUAUUUUACAAGAGCAAUGCAGAGGAACUUUUGGAAUAUACUCUACCUUCAAUAUGGGAUAAGUUGGCCUCUUCUUCAAGCUUUUACCAUAGGACUGAAAUGAUAAAAGAAUUUAAUAGGUCUAAUAAAUGGAGAAAAAGAGGAAUUUCACGCGUGCCUACUGUGCAUGAAGUGCUUGUGAGACCAACCCCUGGGAAGGUAAGCAUUCUAAAAGAUGGUUCUAUUGUUGUUGAAGUUGGAGGAGUUGAGCUGGGUCAGGGUCUCUGGACAAAAGUAAAACAGAUGACUGCAUAUGCUCUCAGUUUGGUCCAAUGUGGUGGAACAGAAGAACUUUUGGAGAAAGUAAGAGUCAUACAAGCUGAUACCUUGAGUUUAAUCCAAGGGGGUAUGACUGCAGGCAGCACCACAUCUGAGUCAAGCUGUGAAGCAGUUAGACUUUGCUGCAAUGUCUUGGUUGAGAGACUUACUGCUCUGAAGGAAAGGUUGCUGGAACAAAUGAGAUCUAUUGAAUGGGAGACAUUGAUUCUGCAGGCAUAUCUCAGUUCUGUGAACUUAUCAGCAAGUUCAUUAUUUAUACCUGGCAUUUCUUCCGCAGCAUACCUAAACUAUGGUGCUGCAGUCAGUGAGGUGGAAAUAAACCUUCUAACUGGGGAGACUACCACUUUGCGGACAGAUAUUAUAUAUGACUGUGGCCAAAGCUUAAAUCCAGCUGUGGAUUUAGGACAGAUUGAAGGAGCUUAUGUUCAAGGACUUGGGUUCUUUAUGCUUGAAGAAUACCCCACAAACUCAGAUGGAUUAGUGAUUGCAAAUGGCACCUGGACUUACAAGAUCCCCACAGUGGACACCAUUCCCAAACAAUUUAAUGUGGAAAUCCUCAACAGUGGACAUCAUCAAAAUCGUGUUCUUUCUUCCAAAGCUUCUGGUGAGCCGCCAUUGACUCUAGCAGUUUCAGUUCACUGUGCUACAAGGGCAGCUAUAAGAGAAGCCAGGAAGCAACUUGUUUCAUGGACUGGCCAAAACGAUUGGUCAGAGUCUACAUUCCAGCUGGAAGUACCUGCCACCAUGCCUGCUGUGAAAGAGCUGUGUGGGCUCGAUAGCAUCCAGACGUUCUUGCAGUGGACAAUGGGCAAAAAGUAAAGGAAAUUCCGCUGGCUGGCUUGUGUUUUGUUUGUCGUCUUUUACGUUUAAAGCCAUAACGAUAAAAACAAGUUAAAAGCUGAAGAACACGUGAAACUCCAAGUACUGGCUGAUGGAUUUAGAGCCAAAA
Molecule: messenger RNA, 4375 nt
Organism: Theobroma umbraticum
Lineage: Eukaryota; Viridiplantae; Streptophyta; Magnoliopsida; Malvales; Malvaceae
Product: indole-3-acetaldehyde oxidase-like
Molecular function (GO): aldehyde oxidase activity; iron ion binding; 2 iron, 2 sulfur cluster binding
Source: RefSeq, a predicted model, not a curated record